AUGCAGUACAGGAAUCCAACUAUCGCCGAGAACUUGGAAUGGUUACCAACCAAAGGAAACAAUCUGUCGUUUUUAAAUAUUACCAACUUUGACAAUAUUAAAAUGGAUACAGCAGCUUCUUUAUAUCCUACAGAUGUCUGGUCUGAAUUAAUUGAAUCUGAGUUCCAGAAUUAG
Messenger RNA from Diabrotica balteata, 174 nucleotides. NCBI's taxonomy places the organism in Eukaryota, Metazoa, Arthropoda, Insecta, Coleoptera, Chrysomelidae. The record is from the annotation of a GenBank genome assembly.